Messenger RNA from Oppia nitens, 1460 nucleotides. RefSeq names its product forkhead box protein D5-A-like. Bases 108 to 1460 code for a protein of 450 amino acids. Lineage: Eukaryota; Metazoa; Arthropoda; Arachnida; Sarcoptiformes; Oppiidae. The transcript has a single exon. Gene Ontology annotation, biological process: regulation of transcription by RNA polymerase II; cell differentiation; anatomical structure morphogenesis. Gene Ontology annotation, molecular function: RNA polymerase II cis-regulatory region sequence-specific DNA binding; DNA-binding transcription factor activity, RNA polymerase II-specific. The record is from RefSeq and is a predicted model, not a curated record.
CACUUUAGUAUAAGUUAACUAAUUGUUUAGUUUUGCACUUAUCUGACAAAAAUUUGGUGACUUUUAAAAAAGUUUGUGUAAAAGCCAAAUAGUAAAACAACUUUUUAAUGGUCAUCACAAAUAUGGUCACUUAUAAUCAAUCUCUUGAAAUGUUUCGACAGACCGGUCACAGAGAUAUGACUCUAAUGGCUGACAACGACAAUGAGGUGUCCGUCGACUCAAAUGAAGACGAAGAACAACUUGAUAUUGACAUUACCGACGAGUUUGACGAUAAAGAAUAUAACAGUUUUGAUGAUAAAUCUAAAGACAAAUCAGAGAUGAAUGAAUCAGACGCGGGAUCAACAACUGCAACGUCGGGCACAAAGAAGUCUCAUGUCGUCAAACCCGCCUAUUCUUAUAUAGCGCUCAUAACAAUGGCUAUUCUUCAAUCACCUGAAAAGAAACUAACUCUUAGUGGUAUUUGUGAUUUCAUUAAGAGUCGGUUCCCAUUUUAUCGGGAGAAGUACCCGAUGUGGCAAAACAGCAUACGACACAAUCUGUCACUUAAUGAUUGCUUUAUCAAAAUUCCUCGCGAACCGGGAAAUCCCGGUAAAGGCAACUAUUGGACACUGGAUCCGGCAUCUGAAGACAUGUUUGAUAACGGAUCGUUUCUAAGAAGAAGAAAGCGAUACAAACGACAUCAAAAUGAGUUUAUGAGAGAUGGCUUUUGUUUGCCGGGUAUGGAUCCCUACCGAACCAAUAGUUUUAUUAAUCAUCCGGCACUUAUGGGUGGUUAUCCUUUUCUUGCACCAUUGCCACCAUCAAUACCAUUAUUAUCACCUCAUGAGUUUGCAACUCGACCUCCGCUUCAACCCAUUAACCUCACAAUUGGGCCGACAAGUAGUCAUAUUAACCAAUCUCAAGAGAUGACAAAUCAUUUGAUGGGACAAAUGAUUGAGACUCCAAAUGUUACGCCAUCACCACCGAUGACACAAUCAAAUAUAAUGCAUACAUCUUCGCCAUCAUUAGUGACGACACCAACCAAAUCGAAAUCUAAUUUUUCAAUUGAUAGUCUUAUCGGCGCUAAUAAGCUAUCAUUAAAUGAAAUUAAAAACAAGUCAACAAACUAUUCAUCAAAUAUGAUAAGUUGUCCUCAAUUUACGCCACGACCUAAUCAGUGCUCCGAUACAAUGAUUAGGCCACCAGUGCUUCCGAUUCAUAAUACAAUACUGACUCAAUUUUCUAGACUACCGAUCAAUUCUUCUUCAUUGGUUGGAAAUAAUGGAGAUAUGUCUCUAAUGUUUGGUCGCAAUGAUAUUCCUCUGAUACCAAACAAUGGUAACAUUAAUGACAUGAAUUCAUCGCUUGAUAUGGAAAAGUAUAGACAUCUACUACUUCUUCAGGCAUCAGUUAAUAACAAUAUAAGUGUUGCAAAUCAUCUCAACUUUGAACAAAAAGUUCUUUCCUCUAAUUGGCGAUGA